Messenger RNA from Diuraphis noxia (Russian wheat aphid), 1843 nucleotides. RefSeq names its product Zinc transporter 77C (gene ZnT77C). Gene Ontology annotation, cellular component: membrane. NCBI's taxonomy places the organism in Eukaryota, Metazoa, Arthropoda, Insecta, Hemiptera, Aphididae. Gene Ontology annotation, biological process: detoxification of zinc ion; zinc ion transmembrane transport; intracellular zinc ion homeostasis. The record is from RefSeq and is a predicted model, not a curated record. Gene Ontology annotation, molecular function: zinc ion transmembrane transporter activity.
GGCCGACACGAGAAAAAUCCCUUGGAACACCAAUCGUAUUUUUGAACAGAUGCAGAUUUACGCAGUAGCAAAACCGUGGUACAUACACACAAUAUUAUCUCCCAGAGAAAAAACAACCACGUCACACACGUGCGUACACUCGGACUGCCAUCGUUUCGUUAACAUGUGCCUGUGCAGUGUUCGACGUCCGUUGCACGAGUGAAAUUCAACGUUUAAUGCUGCAGUAAUAUUGUUAUACGAGAACUGUUUUAAAAUGUCAGUCAAAAAAGUGCUCCGCAUUUUUAAUCCUCAUGCAGUCCACAUGGUCAUUCUACUAACAUUGUGUUAUUUCUUAGUGCAACUAGUUUUCAGUCAUGUAUCGCAUUCACUCACCUUACUCGUAGACUCAUACCACGUGCUUUGCAAGCUAAUAUACUUUUUUGGAUCUGUAGUGUGUAUUAAGCACAACGAUUAUGAAGAGGUGUGUUCGAACGAAGGUUGUGUGGAAAAAAUCCUCAACGUGGAGGACGAUUCUCCUGCGUCCAACUUGACAGUAUCCAAGUCCGGUCAAAUAUCGUCUUCCAGUUGCGUACAUCGUCAUCCUGAGAAGAAAUUAAAAAACACAUUCGGAUGGGCAAGGAUUGAAGUGGUCUUAAUGCUCGGUGGUUGCGUGUUUUUGGCGUCCCUUAGUUUCUCCCUGGUGGUCGAAGCUAUUCAAACUCUCAUACACAUCGACCAUCAAGAUCCAAUGCAUCAACCGAUAUCAGUGUUCAUCAUCGGUGUUGUUGGUAUACUCCUCCACGGACUGUGUUAUUUAUUACUAGGAGGUCCGGUAGUACAAAACGCAAAAGUUCCUGAUGAAGAAUGCGCCAAUGCCCUUUUAAAUUCUGGGCAAUUACUGAAAAAAAAAAUACAAAURAAAAACUGCUGUCCAAGAGAAAUAUGUCGAGAUUUAGUUGGUUGUUCAAUGGUAAUGAUAUGUUCGAUCGUUGUAUUAUUCACAAAUCCUAGCAUAGCAAAGUUUGUUGAUCCUGGAAUUUCAAUCAUUUCGGCAGCAAUAUUGCUCUAUCUCAAAUAUCCAAAUAUGAAAGAAUCAUGCCUGAUUCUUCUUCAGACAAUGCCUGAUCAUAUGAAUAUUGAUGUAAUUUGCAAAAACCUGAUGAAAACAUUUCCAGACAUAGUAAACGUACACGAAUUGCAUAUAUGGCAACUGAACGAAGAUAAGAUAAUUUCCACUGCACAUAUUAUGUUUCUUAACCCUCAAGAUUAUUUGAGAAUAAAUAAAGCGGUUAUUAACUUUUUCCAUGAAAAUGGCAUUUUAGAAGUAACUAUUCAACCAGAGUUUUUCAAAGACGACCAGAAUAUACAAAUGGUGCCAGAGUAUGGUAUGGGACAGUGUUUGGUGCAGUGUAAUAACAUUGAAUGUUUCGAUAGAAAUUGUUGUGAACCAGAUGAUAUCGAAUCAAUUCAACAUUGUUAAACUUCAUAAGUAAAAAGAAGGGUUCACAUUCCGAUACCGCGAUACAUAAUGUACCUAUAUAAUAUUUAUUGUGUUCCUUUUGGAGUUGAAACAAUUGUCUUGCUCGCCAACAUUAAUCAUCAUUUGAUUAACCUUUACAAAUAUUCAAAAAGUAAAUAUACCAAAUUUGAUUAYCUUAUAGGUACCUAUACCAUGUGCAAAUGGGUUAUAUUGACCUUAUAAUUAUAUAUAUAUUUUUUUCAAAUGGAAAAUACGUUCCUAUGUGUACUCAUUAUUGUGUGACUGUGAAUGUAUUUAUACUGAAUCGUUAUUGAUUAUUGUUUAACAAGUACAAAAUGUAUUUGUUUUUAUUAUAAUUUUAUUUUUGUACUAUAAAAUGUUAUU